Molecule: messenger RNA, 2533 nt
Organism: Lepisosteus oculatus (spotted gar)
Lineage: Eukaryota; Metazoa; Chordata; Actinopteri; Semionotiformes; Lepisosteidae
Gene: zglp1
Product: zinc finger GATA like protein 1
Biological process (GO): oocyte development; spermatogenesis; regulation of transcription by RNA polymerase II
Cellular component (GO): nucleus
Molecular function (GO): zinc ion binding; sequence-specific DNA binding
Source: RefSeq, a predicted model, not a curated record
CCAUUCGCGAGUUUCAUACCUUCACAAACUAAGAAGGCAAUCUGUUAUUGUUUUUUUUCUGUGUAUAAAAUUCCCGAUCGCAGAUCAAAUCGGGAUUACUGAUCGGAGAGGGCUUGGUGGGGCAGUGUCCAUGGACAGCCUCGAAGGAGAUCCAUUUUUCCCGGACGAGCCUCCCGAUUUCUCCCUACUGAAAGACCUUCUUUUCCCGUCCUAUCUGGACACUGAGAGGUGCGAGGGCGGCGGGUCGGCACUCGAAGACUGCAAUAAUAACCGACUGCUCCUUCGCAAGUCUCCGAGAAACCGGAUUGAGGACGCAGUUAUCGAACCGAACACCGAACUGCACUCCCAGAAACCCAGCCUAGAGCCAAGAAGGGCUAAGGACAGCGAUAACUUUUCCCAGGUUCGGGCGAACAGAGGUCCAGUGGCACAGUCCCCCAUUGUGACACACAUCAGGAAGCCCGCGUGCCAAGGCUGGAGAGCAGAGCUCGAUCACGUGUUUAACAGUUCGGUGUCGCUCCCUGUAGAACAUUCUGCGCCAAAGUCCACAGACAGCGUCAUCAUAAGCUCAAAUGCCCACUCUCCCUCUGCACUGAACUACUCCCCCACUGAAGAAAAGAAGAGCCAGGACCAGGUGCCUCAGACCACCAUUCUGUACCUUCUGCAUGAAACCACAAAACUGAUCCUCCCUGCUAGGCAAGACUUGCAGGAGGGCUCGUCUGUAGAUGGGAAUUCAUUGCAUUCCCUCAACCAGAGCGACCUGGGAAAAGACUCUCUGCGUAGUUCACCUCUUGUACUAAGCAAACCUACAGGCGCAGGGAGAAAGGAUACCAACAUGGAGCUAAAUAAGUAUUCAGGUUCUUUUAGAUUCAUGUCCAACCUGCCGGAAAGCAGUGCUUUGGAUUUGAUUAACCUGAUCAGCAUCCAGUGCAAGAAACUGCUGCACCCUGAAAAUGCAGACGACACUUUUGGGACAGCCUCAAAGCCAGAAGGGACGGGGUGCCUCGUGGAUACAUUUGCAGGGCAGGAGGAGGGGGGUUCAAAAUUCAAAGAGGCCAAGACCAUGGAAGGGAGCCCGCGCCAAAGAACUGAAGUUAAAGGUGAGACCAAAGCAGAGGCUCUCCGUCGUGGAGGAGAGGAUGAGGGCGCGCGCACUGCAAAAGCAGGGAGCUCAAAGGCCCUGCCUUCUGCAGAGUGCAGGGGUAGAGCCUGGCAGCUGAGGAGUCCUCAUCAGAAUAAAGUCCCGGCAGCAGUGGGCUACAUAUCCCCAUGCUGCAAUGCCAGAGCAAGUUUGCUUGGAGAAAAAGAGGCUGGGAGGAAGCCCCGGGAUAGUUCCUGCUAUGAAGAGCGUGCGUCUUCAACUAUUAAAGAGGGCGCUCUGUGGAAGAAAAGACAAAUGCUGGAUCCAAUAGAUCCAAACGGGGCUGAGAACAUGGUAAGUCCUUCUGACGAGCAGGAAAGGCUACCUGUGCUGACAACUUCCCAAAGAAGCAUGGGCAUCAUUUCAUUAGUGGUUAACCAGCAAAAUAACACUGAGCUGCCGGAGAGUGAUUUAAUGCCCAUAAAACGUGAAACACCGCCAUCCGACAAUAUGGUUUCUUUGCCUGCAUCUUUGGACAAUGGCUAUGGGGACACGGCUGCAGAGUCAGGGGUGACAAUGAACUCGAAUGACAAUCUAACAAGUAAGUCUGGUGUGACAGAGGCUUUGCAAGUCUCUGGCAAAUCCAAAGUCAGUUCUGGCACUUUGUGCAAUACUAUAUACGUGUCCGUCAGGCAAGCAAAAAGUCCCAGGCUCGCUGCAGACUGGGCCGAAUCUGCCCUGCACAGCAUCUCACAAACCCCUGCAUGCGGCACCGGGGAGCAGCUCUCUGAGAAAGAAAGCAGCCCCCCCCCGGACCCCAGGAGCUGCGGCCGGGCACCGAGAAAACAGCAGAACCCCACGAGAAGCGCCGCACGCUAUGACCCAAACUUCAGAGGGGUGACCAUGCACAUGGAGAUGCAGCUAAACGACAGGAGGGCAGAUCAGUGCCAGCUGGUGAUCACCCCGCAUUACAGCACAGAGUUCUGGAAGAUAAGCCGGAAACUCAGGUCCAGGAAAACCCGUCCUCUCACCGACACGAGGAGGAUAAGCAGCUCUGAAGAGGAAAGCGAUUCAGCCUCUUCCUUAAAGAAUAAAAUUUGUGCGUCCUGCGACACGAGGAAAACACCCUUGUGGAGGGAUGCAGAAGACGGUACUCCUCUGUGCAAUGCCUGUGGUAUAAGGUAUAAAAAGUAUCGGAUCAGGUGCUUUCACUGCUGGCACAUUCCCAAGAAAGAGGGGAACUCCAACUCCAGGUGCUUCAGGUGUGGAAACGCAUUGCGAGUGGCGGCUUAUCGGAAAAACUCAAGCUGGUAGAGAACUCUGCUUCAGCAUCAUUGCAACUGUAAGGCUUUAUCUUUCUUUCUCAGCCCUGAAUGACCACAGGCUUUUGGAUCUUACAAUGUUUCUUACCACCCCAAAGUGACUGAGCUAGCAAUAUUAAACUAGCAAUUUCAA